Corvus hawaiiensis (hawaiian crow) is the source of this 1421-nucleotide messenger RNA. It is a transcript of the gene PYCR1, whose product is annotated as pyrroline-5-carboxylate reductase 1. Lineage: Eukaryota; Metazoa; Chordata; Aves; Passeriformes; Corvidae. Gene Ontology annotation, molecular function: pyrroline-5-carboxylate reductase activity. Gene Ontology annotation, biological process: L-proline biosynthetic process. The transcript has 7 exons. The coding region runs from base 97 to 1044 and encodes 315 amino acids. The record is from RefSeq and is a predicted model, not a curated record.
CGCCGCCUCGCCUCCGUGCGGGCGCGGCCACGUGGACGGCGGCGGGUCCGGGUCCGGGUCUGGGUCUGGGUCUGGUGGGGCCGCACGGCACGGGCCAUGAGCGUGGGGUUCAUCGGCGCGGGGCAGCUUGCCUUCGCCCUGGCCCGCGGCUUCACGGCGGCAGGGGUCCUGGCUGCGCACAAGAUCACGGCGAGCUCCCCGGACACUGACCUGCCGACCGUGAGCGGGCUGCGGAAAAUGGGAGUGAACUUCACGGUGAGCAACAAGGACACGGUGAAGAGCAGCGAUGUCCUCUUCCUGGCCGUGAAGCCACCCAUCAUCCCCUUCAUCCUGGAGGAGGUGGGCCCCGACAUCGAGGCCCGGCACAUCGUGGUCUCCUGCGCGGCCGGCGUCACCAUCAGCUCUAUCGAGAAGAAACUCUCUACCUUCUGCCCCACACCAAAAGUGAUCAGGUGCAUGACCAACACCCCUGUGAUUGUCCGGGAAGGUGCUACGGUCUAUGCCACUGGAACUCAUGCGGAUGUGGAAGAUGGGAAGCUCUUGGAACAACUGAUGGCCAGUGUGGGCUUCUGCACUGAGGUGGAAGAGGAUCUCAUUGAUGCUGUAACGGGACUCAGUGGCAGUGGCCCUGCGUAUGCAUUCACUGCCCUGGAUGCUCUUGCGGAUGGAGGAGUAAAGAUGGGCCUUCCCCGGAGGCUGGCAGUUCGACUUGGAGCACAGGCUUUGCUGGGUGCUGCCAAAAUGCUGUUAGAAUCUGAGCAGCAUCCCGGUCAGCUGAAGGACAAUGUCUGCUCGCCCGGGGGAGCCACUAUCCAUGCCCUGCACUUCCUGGAGAGUGGUGGCUUUCGCUCACUCCUCAUCAAUGCUGUGGAGGCUUCCUGUAUCCGGACAAGGGAGCUGCAGCAUUUGGCAGACCAAGAGAAGAUUUCCCCGGCAGCCAUAAAGAAAACUUUGCUGGACAAGGUGAAGCUGGAGUCUCCCUCUCUGUCUGUGGCAUCUGCUAGCAAAGUUAGUCUGUUCACCCACAAGAGCAAGAAGAACUGACCGGACUACUGUAUUCUGGCAGUGCUGAAUAUCAGUGUCCUGGUUGCGGCCAGGACAGGGUUAAUUUUUGCAGUAGCCAGGAAUGGCACAGCCAGGACCCUGGUUAUUCUAUACAUCAUGUACAUGGGCAAAGGCUAGGGGGAGAAGUUGAGAGGGGAGGGUUUGUGGCAGGGGAGAGGGGCUGAAGAGGGAUGGGGAGAAGGAGUCCUUUCUGGUUGGUUGCAUGAAAUGAGCAGUGGGGGUAACAUUAUGUUACGCGUGGUGAGCAAUCAUGUAUGAAUCAUUCACGUCUCUUCUACACUCUUUUUAAUAUUGUUGCUGUUAUUAUUCAUUUUCUUAUCUCAUUACUGUUUCCAGUAAAUUGUUCGUAUCGCAAA